Trichomonas vaginalis G3 is the source of this 612-nucleotide messenger RNA. RefSeq names its product polyadenylation-dependent snoRNA 3'-end processing. The record is from RefSeq and is a predicted model, not a curated record. The transcript has a single exon. Gene Ontology annotation, biological process: nuclear mRNA surveillance; rRNA catabolic process; poly(A)-dependent snoRNA 3'-end processing. Lineage: Eukaryota; Parabasalia; Trichomonadida; Trichomonadidae. Bases 1 to 612 code for a protein of 203 amino acids. Gene Ontology annotation, cellular component: nuclear exosome (RNase complex); cytoplasmic exosome (RNase complex); nucleolus.
AUGGAUAGACUUGAUACAUCAAGAGUCUACGAAGAGGAGCGUGAAAUUGCUUGUGAGAAAGGCUUAUGCAUUUCUUCACAGGGAUCAUCACGUGUUAGAGUCGGAAAAACAGAAGUAAUCGUUAAUAUUGUUGGUCCAAAACAGAUGGUUUUCCGUGAAAUAGAAACAGGCAAAGUAAACAUCAAAGCGAAAUCAUAUCCAGAAAAUCCAACAAUUAAUAAAAUAGUUGCUGAUGCAAUCGAAAAUUCACUCAAAUGCGAUGCUUAUCCAGAUUCUAAUCUCGAAGUUAGUGUUACCAUUGUAUGCGAUGAUGGUGGCCUGAAAGCUUGCGCAGUUAAUGCAACGAUUUUAGCUUUAGUUGAUGCAGGUUUUGAAAUGAACCAUUUACUUGCAGCUUCAAGUUUAGCUGUAAAGGGGGAUAUCUUAGUGAAUGAUCCAAAUGCCAGUGAAGAAGAACUUUAUGAUGGCGCUGCUACUUUUGUUUAUGAAAUCGAUUCUCAAAAGAUAAUUUCUACAUUUUUCGAAGGAUAUAUACAGCCACGCAUGCUUCCAAUUCUUAUGAAGCGCGCAACUGCAAAUUCUCAAGAAUGGGAGGAAAGAAUCAAAAAUUGA